AUGGACAAAAGUUGUCGAAUUUGUCGUGGGGAUGGAACCGAAGCACAACCACUACUACAUCCUUGCAAAUGCCGAGGUUCCAUAAAGUACAUCCAUCAAGACUGUUUAUUGGAAUGGUUAAAGCAUUCGAAUAAAUCUACAAAGCAGUGUGAUAUAUGCCACACUCCGUACAAAUUCAGAACAAUAUAUGAUCCGCAGAUGCCAGAAAGAAUGCCUAUAAAAUUAGUAUGGGAGAAGCUAGCAGAAACCUAUUUAGCGAUGAUCAUUAAGAGUCUAUCAAUCUUUCUUUAUGUGACUUGCCUUUUAAUUCAAGUACCUAUAUUUUGGAAGUUUGCUGGUAGAAUCUACACAUGGGCCAUAGAUGGUACUUUGCCCGCAGUAAAUCCAACGCUUAAAGAUGCCUUGAUGUUUGGAGGACUAAAUAUGCAAGAAUACGAAACCACGGGCCCAACCAUGUUACUUCUCUUGAAAACGAGAAUGUUCUUUGAUUACACUUACUUCAGUGGGGUUAGAUAUAUGCUAACUUACGUGGUUAUUCAUAUUGCAUUGUUUGUCGAGCAUGAAUGGGUUGUCAGAGAUGAAGGUUAUACUAAACUUUUAUUGAAGAGGAUUGGGAAGCAACCAAGAACUAAAUUAGUUGAUAUGUUACAACAAGCAUUAUCAGGGUUGAGACAAGAUGGUGCAGAUGGUAACAGGGAUGCGAAUGCAAACAUUCAACAUUUGGAAAUGAUUGCGAGGGCAAUUAACGAUCUUCAAGAACACCCAACUAAUAAUUAUCAUGAGGAAGCUUUGAGAAGAGCUAUUGAAGGGGGAGUCAAUGAUUUAUCUGCAACUAAUGAUCAAGCCGGUAAUAGUUUGCUAGCAAAUGAAAGCAGAGAUUUUGAUAGCGAUGCUUCUGAAACAGAGGCAGAUAAUGAAGGAACAACUAUAUUUCUUCCAUCUGAGACAUCAGUUGGAGAUACGAACAAUGGUAGAGGUUUAGUUGAAGAUGAAGAGGAGGAGAACGAAGAAAGAGGCAAUGAGCACCUUGAUGAUGAAUUGCUUCAACCUCCUCCUCUAAAUCCAAUGCCAUUUCCUGAUAUAGAUCAAGGUGAGAACAACUUGUUUAACGGAGAUUUUGUUCAAGAAGAGCCAGAUGAUAUUGAUGCUGGUGCAGCUGCCAAUAAUGCUGGUAAUGGGAAUCUUUUUGAGCUCUUAGGUAUGAGCUUGAACUUGAGUACCCCUUUUAUACUUAUGGCGAUGUGCGACACAAUUAUAGCCAUAUAUUUGUUUCUAACUUACUUGAUACCUCACAUGUUGGGGAAUUUGUUCGUGAGUAUCAUUAGAGAACUAAUCAAGUUUGUUUUUGCGCCGAUUUUAAGCGAGGUUUCUUCUCUCCUUAGCAUUAGGUAUGACAUUUUAGGGUUUAUAUCUAAAUUCGGUAUACUUCAGAGAUACAGAACAACUAUUGGGGAAAUUUUUUCACUGUCGGUGGCAACUACUUUGGGCCAGCCUUUAUUGAAAACGUUUUAUAAUUUGUUCAUUGAUCACAAUGGCUCUCCUCCAACUUUAGUAGAAAGGACAAUACUUUUGUCCUUUGGAUACAGCAUUAUAUUAUUUGGAGUAUUAAAAUUCAUGGAUACUUUGGUGUCAACAACAGGGCCGACCACUGGAACUCCAAGAAAAAUAUAUAAAGUUUUGUUUGAAGCUGUUUCAACUGCUAAAGUGUUCCUCAUUUUUGCAAUUGAAAUUUUUUUCUUUCCAGUUUAUUGUGGCUGGUUGUUGGAUUUUUGCAUGGCUCCUUUACUUAUUUCGAAGUUCUUUGAGAAAGUUAAUGAUAAUGACACUUACAAAAUAAUGAUGUUUGUCUCCUCACAGGCUGAAACAUUACAGGUAACUUAUAUUCGAAUUAUAGUUUACUGGGCAUCAGGUACCCUUUACAUGCUAUUUUUUGCCUUGUUUGUUGGUAUGGUAAGAGGAAAGAUUUUGAGACCAGGAGUGUUAUUUUUUAUCAGGUCUCCGGAUGAUCCAAAUGCUAGACUUAUUCAUGAUGCCUUGGUAAAACCUUUGUCACUACAAUUGAGCCGUAUAUACUUGAGUGCGAAGGUUUACACCGCUUUUAUUUUGAUUGGGAUUGGUGGUAUUACAUGGGGCUUGAGAUAUUUGGUCACCCCUCCGAAGGGAAUUCCUUACAAUAUUUUGCUUCCCUUCAAUCAUCCCUCGAUAUUUGCAUACUCCCUUGCUUCUUUGGUUGGAGGUAGAAUAUUGAUGAGCAAAGCUCUCAUCACCAAGUACAGCUUGUAUUUUUGGAGAAGAGUCUUCGAAUUGUCGUCUCACAAGUUACGUUUGUCACAUUUCAUUUUGGAUAAGCAGAUCCCUCUGGAGCGUGGAUAUGUCGUUUACAGAAAUAUCUUACAAAUGGUUUUUGGUACAAGUGAACCUGAUUAUUCGAACCCAGUCACUUAUAGGGAGUCUCAAAAAAUCUUCAAGGAAAAUCCAGAUGUCAAUGCAUGCUUCGUGCCAAAUGGUACGUAUGUAAGGGUUCCUGACAAUGACACUGUAUCCAGAAGAUUUAUUAAAAAAUUGUUUGUGCCAGUAACCAGAGAUGAUAAGCUCUUAUCUCCGAAGGAUGAGACUAACACUAACAAUAUUGGGGAGGAGCAUGAUUCGGAUUCUUCAGAUAAUGAUGUUAGUAAUGAUGAUGCCUAUACUAUUGUCUAUCGGGCGCCUAAUUUCAAACUUCGAUGUUUGGCCUUGAUAGUCAUGUUAUGGAUCUUCGCAGCUCUUUUGAUUUUGAUUAUGGGUCUAGUGGCACUUGUUAUGGGUCGACCAAUUGUCAGAGCUGGAGCAAUCUUGUAUGAUAUUGUUUCGCUGUCAGAGCACUUCAAAUUACCUGACAUAUUUGAUACAACAAGAUCAACUUUUGAUUGGAGGCUCGCAGACUUAAGCUCCAUAUCAUUGGGCUUGAUGGUCGAACUAACCUUGCUUAAGUUGUUAGAUAAAAUGGUUUUUGCACCUGCUUCUAACAAUGGUGGUAAUGAAGUUCCUGGUGCUGCAAACCAACAAGGUAUUUUUGAUGAUGCUAGGGAAUGGCUUCCUGUAGUGGGAGAUGGGGUUUUAACAUCAGUAUUUGCAUACUGCUUAUCGACAUUUUUAUGGAUAGUCUGGAUAUUUUUGGUUCAUAAGCUCUGCAUUGACUUUCCUGCUAGGCUUUACACUGGGAAUACAUUUGAACGUGAAAGUAAUAUUUUUUCAGAUUUUUUAAUUACGGGAAGGACGGUUCCAAUUCAUUUGGUUGUUUCUAUCUGGACCAUGGUUCCAUAUUUGAAUUAUCUCAUAGCUGCUCUAAAGUAUGCUUUUGUUGAAGGAGCAGAAGGUGUAGAAAAUAGGAAUCAUUUGAUAAAGAGUGAUCUUAUAUCAGUUGCCCUUGACUUUUCGUUAAUUAUCGUUCCAUCAUUGGUCCUCAUGGCUUUGAACCAUAAAAGCUUUGUGAUUGAACAUGUAAACGAAGGUGAUAUUUACAUCUGGUUCAUCUCGCUAUUGAUUUUUGCAUGUAUAAAAUCAAUUAAGGGUGUCUUCAAGCUAUUCAGAAACAUGAGCGAGAAGGUCAAGGUUGAAAGAUACGUAAGGGGAAGAGCUGUGGAGAAUAUUGACAUACAAUAUGAUAAUAAUGAUGAUGACGAUGACUAA
This is a messenger RNA of Priceomyces carsonii, 3669 nucleotides long. RefSeq names its product E3 ubiquitin-protein ligase. Bases 1 to 3669 code for a protein of 1222 amino acids. Gene Ontology annotation, cellular component: endoplasmic reticulum membrane. The transcript has a single exon. The record is from RefSeq and is a predicted model, not a curated record. Gene Ontology annotation, molecular function: zinc ion binding. NCBI's taxonomy places the organism in Eukaryota, Fungi, Ascomycota, Pichiomycetes, Serinales, Debaryomycetaceae.